UGGCGAUUGGAGGUGCAUAGUGAGUCGUACAUUUCGCCUAAAAAGCGUCGGUGAUAUGUCGCGAAAGCUGUGAUUAGCGUAAAUAGGCGUUCGCAGAUAUAUUGAAAACAUAUUGAACUAUAAAGUGCGACAUACUAUUUUACUAUAUGUACGCCGUUGUAUUUUGGAAUGAGGAACCAAGGUGUAAAUUAGGGAAAUAAAGCAAAAAAAUGUUUUCCUCCGCAGCGGCUAUGUUUAGACUAGUCGAACUGAGUGUUGGCAUCUUCGUUGCUCUCUACGUAUUGACCAUAAAUGCUGUGUUUGUUAGCUAUGGAGUUUGCAACACACCCUUCGGAUUGCAAGGUCAUUGCGUCCCCCUAUCGGAUUGCCCAACGCUAUACGGCUUAGUUACAGGUAAAAAUUUGAACAAUCAAAUUAUACAAUUUCUGCGUCAAAGCUACUGCGGUUUUGAUACCAAUGCAACGUGGGGACAGGAUAAAACACGCGUGUGCUGUUUAGAUAAUCCUAAUGCAGAGAAUCUGGAAGGGGACUCAGGUAAACUGCUGCCUUCAAAAGGAGUUUGUGGGGUCACUUUUAAUACGCGUAUUUUUGGUGGCGUUGAUACAGAGCUGGGCGAAUACCCGUGGUCAGCAUUGAUAAAGUAUCAAAGGCCUUAUAACGCCAUGGCUCUUAAUUGUGCCGGCGUGCUCAUCAACCGACGUUACGUGCUUAGCGCCGCACACUGCCUUAGAAAUCCCAACAUACCUACUAGUUGGAAACUCGACAGUGUACGCCUGGGCGAAUGGAACAUCAGUUCAAAUCCCGAUUGUAUUCAAACUGCUGAUGGACACAGUCGGUGCUCAGAUCCAUAUGUAGAGGUGAAGAUCGAACGCAUCAUUAUCCAUGAGAAAUACAUGCCACAAUCACUAUCCGAAUUUUACGACAUUGCAUUGAUUCGAAUGGCGGAGAAUGUGAACUACUCGGAUAUGAUACGUCCCAUCUGUCUACCAAGCACGAAUGAAUUACGACAGAUGACAUUUGAGAAUGAAUACGCAGACGUGGCCGGUUGGGGUCGCACGGAGGUGAGCUCCUACAGCACAGUGAAGAAGAAAAUUUCGCUAAUCAUUUGGCAUACGGAUGCGUGUGAAGCGCAAUUCAAAAAAAUUAACAUUCCGGUGAACCAAACCUUGCAAUUAUGUGCGGGUGGGCAAGCUAAGCAGGAUACAUGUCAAGGCGACUCUGGAGCGCCGCUGACGAUGCGUGGCCGUGAUAUGAAUGCGCCGUAUUUUGUCGUUGGUAUUGUGUCAUUCGGUAUGCAGCCAUGCGGCUUAGAGUCUUGGCCAGGGAUUUAUACACGAGUUACACAUUAUAUUGAUUGGAUUAUGCAAAAUUUGGAGGACUGAUAGUCGUCGACUAUGUGCAAUAACCAGUGAAGUGCAAUGUAUGCAUGUAUGUAUGUACAUUAUUGCCAGUAGUGCAGAUGAAAACAGUAUAUUAUUGUUUAACGAAAAUAAUGUGUUUAUUUUAAAACUUUAUUCAUAGCUAAAGAAAAUAAAUUAAACAUUUUAAGCUAUGCUUUUGGUUGAGUUAAAGGUUUUAGCAACUGACUGGAGAGUUUU
This is a messenger RNA of Anastrepha obliqua, 1598 nucleotides long. RefSeq names its product CLIP domain-containing serine protease HP8-like. Gene Ontology annotation, biological process: proteolysis. Lineage: Eukaryota; Metazoa; Arthropoda; Insecta; Diptera; Tephritidae. The transcript has 4 exons. Bases 210 to 1382 code for a protein of 390 amino acids. Gene Ontology annotation, molecular function: serine-type endopeptidase activity. The record is from RefSeq and is a predicted model, not a curated record.